Messenger RNA from Hibiscus syriacus, 2479 nucleotides. Its product is annotated as pentatricopeptide repeat-containing protein At1g02060, chloroplastic. The transcript is spliced from 3 exons. Gene Ontology annotation, molecular function: protein binding. NCBI's taxonomy places the organism in Eukaryota, Viridiplantae, Streptophyta, Magnoliopsida, Malvales, Malvaceae. The coding region runs from base 1 to 2289 and encodes 762 amino acids. The record is from RefSeq and is a predicted model, not a curated record.
AUGGUGGGGCUAACUGAGGAACUAAAAGUAUAUGUUUUGGUAUUUUUAUGUUCAUGGAAAUGGCGCUUAAUCCUCGUUCUCACUAUCGAGCCGGCCAGCAACUCUUUUUUCUACCAGUCUCCGCUUGGUUUUCUUCUCCGGUGCUUCUCCUCACGUCGAAUCAAGAUCCAUGGCGAUGAUGGCACCCAUGAAGAAAAGCAGGGAUUGGGCGAUGAAGCGAAAUCAUCCACCAAAACCAAGGGGGCAAAAACUAUGGCUCGUGUCAUCAACUCCACGCCAUGGUCAAGUGAGCUUGAAUCCUCUAUUUCAUCUAUAUCUCCGUCUCUUUCCAAAACCACCGUUUUGCAAACACUUCGCCUCAUUAAAAACCCUUAUAAAACUCUUCAAUUCUUCAACUGGGUUCAAAAAAUGGGCUUCCCUCACGAUGCUCAGUCAUUUUUCUUUAUGAUUGAAAUAUUGGGUAAAGGGAGAAAUCUCAAUGCAGCUCGUAAUUUACUGCUUUCCAUUGAGAAAAGGUCUAAUGGGUCUGUUAAGCUGGAGCACAAGUUCUUUAACAGCUUGAUAAGGAGCUACGGAAGAGCUGGGUUGUUUCAAGAGGCUAUCCAGGUUUUUGAAACAAUGAAAAGCAUUGGCGUGUCUCCUUCAGUUGUUUCAUUCAAUAACCUUUUGUCGAUUUUGCUUAAAAGAGGACGCACGAAUAUGGCAAAGAGUGUGUUCGAUGAAAUGCUUAGCACGUUUGGGGUUACUCCGGAUGUGUAUACUUUUAACAUUUUAAUCAAGGGGUUUUGCAUGAAUUCAAUGGUUGAUGAGGGGUUUAGGUUUUUCAAGGAAAUGGAGCACUUUAAAUGUGGUCCUGAUGUUGUCACUUAUAAUACGAUCGUUGACGGAUUGUGCAGGGCGGGAAAGGUCGGAAUUGCCUACAAUGUGGUGAAAGGUAUGAGCAAGAAAAGUUUGGAUUUGAAUCCUAAUGUUGUUACUUAUACUACUUUGGUUAGAGGGUAUUGUAUGAAGCAAGAUAUUGAUGAAGCGUUGGCUGUUUUCCAAGAGAUGAUCUGUAAAGGCUUGAAACCGAAUAAGAUUACUUAUAAUACUUUAAUUAAAGGGCUCUCUGUGCUGCAGAAGUUUGAUAAGAUAAAAGAAAUUUUGGAGGGAAUGGGAGAAUAUGGAAGAUUUACUCCGGAUACAUGCACUUUCAACACACUAAUAAAUGCACACUGCGACGCUGGAAACAUAGAUGAAGCUUUGAAUGUGUUCAAGAGGCUGUCAGAAUUGGAUGUACCAUCGGAUUCAGCUACUUAUAGUGUUAUAAUUAGGAGUUUGUGUCAAAUAGGAAAUUUUGAGAAGGCAGAGGAAUUCUUUGACGAUCUAGCCGAAAAGGAGAUCCUAUUAAGUGAUGUAGCUUGUAUGCCUCUUGUUGCGGCUUAUAAUCCAAUGUUUGAGUAUUUAUGUGGUAAUGGAAAAACUAAGAAAGCUGAGAGAGUUUUUAGACAGCUAUUGAAAAGGGGAAGACAAGACCCUCCUGCUUAUCAGACUUUAAUCUUAGGACACUGCAAGGAAGGCUUGUUUAAAGCUGGAUAUGAGCUAUUGGUGUUGAUGUUGAGAUUAGACUUCGAACCUGGUUUUGAGAUCUACGACUCGUUGAUUGCUGGUCUCUUGCAGAAGGGUGAACCUCUUCUUGCCCACCUGACCUUAGAGAAGAUGCUGAAGAGCUCACAUCUCCCUCGAACAUCUUCUGUUCAUGCUAUACUGGCAGAACUUCUGAAAAAGGGUUGCGCCCGAGAAGCAGCCAGUUUGGUAACUCUAAUGCUGGACACAAGAAUUAGACUGAAUAUCAUUCUUUCGACAGAGACUGUAAAGUUGCUGUUUUCAAGACGGAUGCAAGGUAAAGCUUUUCAAGUUCUUGUAUUACUAUAUGAUAACAGCUAUAUGGUUGAUAUGGAAGACUUGGUUUAUUUCCUUUGCCAGAGCGGAAUGUUUUUAGAGGCUUGCAAGAUGAUGCAAUUUAGUUUGGAAAAGCAUCAAACUGUUGAUAUUGGAAUGUGCUGCACAGUUAUAGAAGGUCUUUGUAAUAACAGGAGACUUUCAGAAGCAUUUGGUUUGUAUUAUGAACUGGUGGAGAGGGGAAAACAUCAACAGUUGAGAUGCAUUGACAAUUUGAAAAUGGCAUUAGAAGCGGGAGGAAGGUUAGAUGAAGCUGAGUUUGUAUCAAAGAGAAUGCCGAAUCAGUUGCAGGUUAACAAAGCUUCUCCAAAAUUCAGCACCAGUAUGCCAAAAUUUCGGCAGCAAUGAUUCUGUUGGAACUUUUUUAUAUUAUAAUUUGGUUCAUUUUCCAAAGUGUCAAACAGGUAAAGUAGACCAAGUAUCUUAACUAAAGGAGUUUUUUUGGCUCAUCUGAAUUAUUGACAUUGAAAUAGGUGGAGCCGUCAAGAUAGGGUUCACUUAGUUCUUCAACACUCUAAUACCUGACCACUUCCGGUAA